AUGAAAACUACAAAGGUAAAAAAAGUGAACAAGAUGGAUUAUAGUGAAGAUGAAACUGAUCCUAUAAGUGAAGAUCUGGAUAGCAAAAAAGAAAAUAAUCGUAAAAAACCAACAAGAAUGAAAAGGAAUUUGAAGAAAGGUAUAGAAUUGAAAGAAGUGAAGAGGAAAGUGUUACAGAAUGAGUCUAUGAACGAAGACAGUACUUCAAACUCUGAAAUAGAGAUGACAGAUUUACGCGAAGACGAUGACACGGAUUUAGACGAUGUCGGGAACAGAUGCAAAAAGGAGCUUCUACAUAGUUACUAA
This is a messenger RNA of Parnassius apollo (apollo), 306 nucleotides long. The record is from the annotation of a GenBank genome assembly. Lineage: Eukaryota; Metazoa; Arthropoda; Insecta; Lepidoptera; Papilionidae.